Dentiscutata heterogama is the source of this 746-nucleotide messenger RNA. Lineage: Eukaryota; Fungi; Glomeromycota; Glomeromycetes; Diversisporales; Gigasporaceae. The record is from the annotation of a GenBank genome assembly.
AUAGUAAAUCUUCUGUCGUUGAGUUUAAAGAAUUUCUAUCCCAAUACUUGUAUUCACCUUUAAAUGUAGCAACUGCAGUUCCGAAGCAAAGUACUACUACACCUUCCAUAGUGGAGACACAAAUUCAAAGCGGCGAUCCGCAAAGCUCACUAGUUACUUCAGAUACUGAACCUAGGGUUUUGAGCGUCCCUGAUAUUAUAGAUUUCAAUUUAAAGGUUUUAUUUGUUGGGAUUAAUCCAGGAAAACGUAGCGCAGAAACUGGUCAUCACUUUGCACAUCAUUCUAAUCAUUUUUACCCAUGCCUUGUUGAAUGCGGCGCGACAAACAAUGAGAUAAUUACAUAUAAAGAUGAUAAAACUUUAAUAAAACGAUUUAAAAUUGGAAUUAUUAAUGUUGUAAGUCGCUAUACGCGUUCUUCUGCCGACCUAUCGACAAUUGAAUUACGUGACGGUAUUCCAUCAUUGUUACAAAAAGUAAAAUUUUAUAAACCAAAAAUUCUUUGUUUCAUAGGAAAAUGUGCAUUCGAUGCAUUUGAAUAUACUAUUCAAUCUAAUGGUAUAAAAAAGAAAUCUAAAAACUUUGGAUUACAAUCUUAUCAAAUAUUUUGGAAUGAUGAUGAUUAUGAAAGAAAAGAUGAUUAUACCAAAGUUUUUGUAAUCCCUUCAACUAGUGCUAGAGUUAAACAUUAUCAAAAAUCUGAUAAACUAAAAUAUUUUAAAGGAUUAAAAGAAUUGAUGGAUCAAUAA